Molecule: messenger RNA, 5413 nt
Organism: Drosophila eugracilis
Lineage: Eukaryota; Metazoa; Arthropoda; Insecta; Diptera; Drosophilidae
Gene: Cph
Exons: 4
Coding region: 1397-5053 (1218 amino acids)
Biological process (GO): regulation of transcription by RNA polymerase II
Cellular component (GO): nucleus
Molecular function (GO): DNA-binding transcription factor activity; RNA polymerase II cis-regulatory region sequence-specific DNA binding
Source: RefSeq, a predicted model, not a curated record
AAUUAUCUGCAGUCGCUCGCAGGACAUCGUCGCGUUCGGACAUGUUCGCCUAAAGAAGCUUCGCUCUGGAGUUGGCACACUCUCUCUGUUUAGCUCUCUCUGUCUGUCUGUCUGUCUUUCUCUCCCCGUUGUGUUGGCAAAGCUUUCGUCUCGCUUGCAACGCGUUCGUUCGUGUUCGUUCGUGUUCGCUAGCGUUCGCUUGUGUGGGUACGUUGUUGUAGUGAAUGUGCUUGCGUGUGUGUGUGUGUGUGUGUGCUUUGUCGCACACUGUUUGUUGUUGCUCGCUGGACAAAAGCUGACGCUCUGCCGCAGCGACGCCAACGAGAGCAGCGGCAGCGAAGACGCGCUCGCCGCUAAAACGUCCCAAGUAGUCGCGUACUUCCGCCGUUACCGUUAGCACCACACACAAAACGGAGCUGCUAACCGCUCGCUAGACUACAAACGCCGCCAAAAACAUAAAAAAAAAAAAAUAAAACACCGCUUUUUACCGUUAUUAGCCGUCGCGGCCAUUCUAACUAACUUCGAAAAAACAACAAAAACAAAUACAACAAAAAAUAUCAAGAAAUACAAAACAAAACAAAAUCAAAAAUAUAUAUAUAUAUAUAUAUAUAUAUACACACUUUGUGCAAUUUUUUUCAAGUGUCUCGGCGUGUGUUAUCUAUAAAAAAAAAGAAAAACAAAAAAUUAUAAUAAUAAUAUAAAAUCCAAUUGGUAACACAUACAGCAGCCCGCAAAAAGAAAGAAAAACCAAUUGGAUUUCCUCUUUUCUAUAUACAAAUGAAGCCGCGUGCGUUUGUGACAGCAAAAGCAACAACAACAACAACAGAAACAACAACAACAACAACAAAACUGCCAAACAAACAAAAAAUCCUUUAAGCCGAAAGAAGAGCCCUUGCGUGGAAAAGGUUCCUAUACUCUAAAAAAGAUUUCAAAUCGCAGAUCACAAAAGUCAUAAAGUAAAAUAAAAACAAAGUGACAAGUGUAUCAUACUUACUAAUACAUACUUACAACAUUUUUUUUUUUAUCGAAAAUGGCAGCCCUAGAGAAGCCCCGAAAAACCAAACUCAAGCUGUCCGAUUAGAAAAAGUUCGAAAAGCUAAAGAUUUCCAUUAGUGAAUGUGUGAUUUUUUUUUUUAAAACCAAAAAACAAGACCCGUGCAAUAUUAAUAAAUAUAUAUAUAUAGAGAAAGAGAGAGAGAGAAAGGUGUAGACCUAAAUCGAAACAAAAAAAAAGAAAAAACAAUAACUUAGAAAACUUUAAAAAAGAAACAAAGCUUUCCAAUUGGAAGUUGACAUCCCAGUUGGAAUCGGGAGAUCGGCAGGACAUUGCCCUUCGCUGGGUUUGUGUGCCUGUGUCUGCGAAGUUUUGAAACACCUUCGGAAACUGGAAACAAAAAUGAGAAUUAAAAUGCCCGCGGUUCGAAUUGCACAAGAUUCCGACUCCACAGAGAACGAUGCCGUGGCCACACAGGACAUCCUCACGUGCGGCGCCUGCCAGAAGGCGUUCGCCCUAUCGGACAUUGUCAAGUUCAUCCAGCACAAGGUGCUGCAGUGCAACAAGGAGAACUAUGGUCAGUGUGCCACUCAGAAUCCACAAAUGGAUCGCGAUGCGGAGGAAGGACGUCCGCUUAGCCUUGUCAAUCGCCGCCCCUCGAUCUCCGCCCCAAUUUCCGGUCGCAAAUCUGCACCAGCGUCAGCAGCAGCAGCAGCCGUUGCAGCAGCAGCGGCAGCAGCAGCAGCGGCGGCGGCGGCAGCAGCCAGUAGCACGGCUAGCGGUUCGAGGAUACACACACCACCACCGAGUCCGGCGGACCUUUUGGCCGACGGAGCCAGCAGUACGCCGAAGCGUUUAGUAGAUGAAAACGACAAUACCACGCCCAAGGACAGUGAGACGGGCGCCACCACCCUCGAUUCAAAUGCCGCCCCCUCCAGCCCGGCUGCCAUUGAGCGCCAAUCCUCGGGCGACAGUAGCUGUGAAAUGGAGGAGCAGGAUCAGCGGGAGGAUCAGCAGGCCAAGGUUAAGCAAGAGCCCUACGAGGAGGAAGGUGUAAAUCACCAUCAUCGUCAGGAUGAUGAUGAUGAUGAGGAGGAGCACGAGGAGGAGAGGUCACUGGCCAAGCGGCCCAAAAUGGAGCUGGUCGAUGCCGAGGCCAAUACAGUCCACACAGAACCCAGCAACUACACAUGCUCCACGUGCAAAACCCGCUACACCUCCGCUUGGCGCCUCAUCCAGCACGUCCAGCAUUCGCAUGGAGUGAAAAUCUAUGUGGAGAGUCCCGGUGGUGGUGCCACUUUAACAGUGGCCACACCCGCUGCCCUUAACAACAGUGCUCUGGCCUUGGCUGCCGCUGCCGCCGCUGCAGCUUCCGCUUCUGGCUUGGCAAGUCCACAGCCAGCGGUUAGCCCAAAUCCCACAGCAACGACGGCGGGCAAGAGAAGCAGUCCGGUGGCAGCCGGUACGGCCAUUCUGUCCACAUCGGUUAGCUCAGUUUGCUCCAAUUCGCUGGUGAAUACCAGCGGUGGCAGCAUUAGCAACAGCAGCAGCAUUGGCUCACCGCAACAGCAGCAGCAGCAACAGUUGCAGCUGCAACAGCAACAACAGCAGGCACAGCAGCAACAGCAACGCGUACAGCAGCAACAGCGAGAGAAUCUGGCUUCGGCCAUGGCCGCUGGCAUGCGUCAUCAUCCAUUGCUGCCGCCGCCAGAGGCGAUGCAUGCCAAUCCCUUCCAGCUGCUGCGAAUGCCACUACCACCAGCUUUGGCCCAGGCCGGAAAUGUAGUUCCUACCGUGGCGCCACUCUUUGGACGCCCCUCGCCCGCCGAUCACUACCGCAUGGAGCAGCUGGUCAGCGAGCAGUUCCGCCACCAUGGCUUUAAUCUGGCUGCCGCCGCUGCCGCUGCUCAGGCCCAAUUCAAUGCCAAUGGUCAGGUUGUGGGUGGAGUCGUCCCUGGAUCGGGUGAGCAACGUCCCCCGUCUUCUAGUAGCAGUAGCAGCCAAAGGGGCUCGGUACCUCCGGCUGCACUGCCGCCACCAUCUCUCAGCUCUCAGCAGCAACAACAGCAGCAGCAACAGCAACAACAAGCUGUGCAACAGCAGCAACAGCAACAGGCUGCACAGCAGCAACAUCAGACAGCACAACAGCAACAGCAAUCGGUGCAGCAAUCCCAACAGCAACAGCAGAUCACUACCGGUCUGGUUGGAGGAGCUGGUGGAUCCCUGAAGCUGGAACCACAGCAGAUGGAUUUUUACUCGCAGCGAUUGCGUCAGCUUGCGGGCACAACAAGCCCUGGAGCUGGCAGCACUGUUAACUCGAGCUCGCCGAGUCCUCGACAGAAGCAAUCGCCGCAUUUCGCGAGCCCAUCGCCCUCGCAGCAGCAACAGCAGCAGCAACAGCAACUGGCAACAAUCCCGCGACCCCAUUCUCUAACACCCCCAGAGAAACUGGGUGAUGGUAGCUCCGAAAAUGGCAGCUUGGGCUUAAUCCUGGCCAGCACACCACGUUCGGCGAGCACACCACCAUCGAAAACGGGCGAUGUGCUGUUGCAGGAACCGGCAAAUUGCUUCGCUUGCAGUUACUGUGACAAGAAGUUCCGAUUCGAGAACAACCUGAUCAUUCACCAGAGAACACACACUGGUGAGAAGCCCUACAAGUGCACAGCCUGCGAUUUUGAGUGCUCGCACAUCCAGAAGCUGAUGAAGCACAUGCGAGUGCACCGCAGUCCGGCGGAUGAGCAGGAUAACCAGGACAAUCAGGACGAUGGCAGCAAUGCCGAUUCGCUGGAAACCAAUGAGGCCGACAACGACGAGGAUCCCAAUCCUGAUGAGUCGGAAGAGGAGUUGGGCGAUGGCGAUAACGAUCCUGAUGGCGAUGGUGAUCUCGAUGGUGAGGAUGAGGACGAGGAUGAGCUGGAGGAGUGCGAAGAUAUGGACUACAAGGCGGAGGAUCUCAGUGUGAGCAAUCGCAUCGACGGCAAAAGCCAGAGUCCUAAGACAACAAGCUCGGGAGCUACUUCGCUGGUGGGUGAACUGAUGGAUAAGUUCGGUCUGUCCAACAUUGCCCAGUACAGUGAGGCCUAUAAGCAGGCACUGCAGGAAUCUGGACGCAAGGAGGCAGCCGCCGCCGCCGCAGCAGCUGCUGCAGCAGCGGACAAUAAUAAUCGGGGAGCUGGUGCUCCUUUGGGUGACAAGCUAAAUGGUCUGCCCGUGGCCGCACUACGCCUAAGGGAUGAGUUUGCGAAGAACUGCAACAUGUUCCAGCAGCCUCAGGAUGGUGGUGCACCCUCGCAGGUCCCACUAUUCAAUCCCUUCCCCAAUCCCUUCGAACUGAGUAAGCGCAUGAAGAUGGACGGUGGCGAUUGGUGGGGAAUGUCACAAGCACUCCACCGUAAUGAGGCAUUGUUUGAGAACCUCAAGCUGAAGCCUCUGGGCUUGGGAGGUGCCAACUCGCUGAUCCAAGGACCGCUGCUCAAGAAGGAGAGUCGCCAGCGCAACGACACCUGCGAAUUCUGCGGCAAGGUGUUCAAGAACUGUUCGAAUCUUACGGUUCACCGAAGAAGUCACACCGGCGAAAAGCCUUACAAGUGUGAACUCUGCUCCUACGCCUGCGCCCAGAGCUCCAAGCUGACGCGUCACAUGAAGACCCAUGGACGAACUGGCAAGGAUGUGUACCGUUGCCGUUUCUGUGACAUGCCCUUCAGUGUUCCCUCGACGCUAGAGAAGCAUAUGCGCAAGUGUGUGGUCAAUCAGGGUAAGGCGGCGGCAGCUGCGAAUGCAGUGGCGGCCGCUCAGGCUGCCCAGGCUGCCGCCCAGCAUAUCCAGGCUGCUGCCCAGCAGGCGCAAGCGGUACAGGCUCAGGCGGUACAAGCGCAAGCGGUACAACAGUCCCAGCAGCAGCAACAACAACUGUCGCCGAUGGGUGUUGUUGGCUAUCCACCGCAGUUCGUCAGCGGUCACAAUCUCUCACUGCCGGGCAGCGUGAGUGGCGAUAAUGACUCCAAUGCCUCCUCUAGCAUGACCGGCAUCCAUCCCAUAUCGCUUAAGGAGGAGGCAUGACUUUUCAGUGGUUUUCCCGUGCCGCUGGCGCCACCACCGCCACUGCAGCAGCAACCGCAUCAGCAUCAGCAGCCGCAGCCGCAGCAACAGCAGCAGCAGCAGCAGCAGACCAGUCGCAGUCGCAUAAUGUCGCGCAUCUUCUAAAGGUGUCAAAAAAGAAACAAAAACAACAAAAAAAAACCAAGGCCCCCUUUGUAAAUAUGACUUUUUUGAAAAAAGAACCCCAUCCAGCUCCUUCCAGGCGACGAAAAAAAAACGACCAGAGGCAUUUAAUACCAAAGCAAUAACCGUUAUGUAAUAUAAUUUUAAAGAUUCGAACUUUUUUUUUUUUUAUUGAAACAAAAACACACACAAACAACA